UAUUUUUUCUCCCCUACCACAGACUUUUUUGCCCCCAUCCCGCUGACGGCGCACUUCUCAGAGCCGACCGUCACUCAUACCACCGGUCAGGCUAACGUGCACUCACUCUCUUCUUCUUCUUCUCACGAAUUCUUGAAUGCCGCGAAAUACAAGCUUUUUCAAGGUCUGCUGCUUUUCCUCCAUCAAUUUUGUGUUUCUUUUCGCUUCUUCUCAGGCAUGCUGUUACAAACCCUAGAUGCGUGUUUUCUUACAUCUCUUAUCGCAUUGUUCUUUUGUUAUUUUGGUAUUGGUCGAGUUAGGAAGGAACUCUUUCCGAUAUUCGCGGUAUAAUUAGCUAAUCGGUUGAAGUUCUUUACUGGAUUUCUGAGUUUUAGAUACUUGAUGUUUGGGAGGUGGAAAGCAAUGGGAUGUGUUUCAGAUUAUUGCUUGAUUGCUUGUUUUAUCAAGCUGGGUUAGGGUUACACCAUCGAGAUUUGCUGGUUAUUUAUUGAAUGUGGGGUUGAGAAGAUGGACGGAGACAACAAGAAGUCUGGUUUUAGGAAAAGAACGAAGCCAAAGGAGGGUGGUUUUGAUUCAGACGAUGAUGAACCCAUUGGAUCUCUUCUGAAGUUGAAGAGAUCACGCAACUCUAAGAAGAGUAAGUUGGGUGUAGACGAUGGUGGUGAAAGGGACAAGAUAGUUGACAAGAAAGGAGCAAAACAUCCAGAGCAAGAGGAUAUUGGGGGAAUGGACGACACUUUAGCCAGUUUCAGAAAAAAGUUGAGGCGUCCUAAAGAGGUUGGACCCAGAAUUGCUAGGAAACAGAGUUCUUCUGUAAGUGUGGCAGAAUCUUUGGGUAAUGCAUCCAGAGGACAAGGGGAUUUAGACGCAAGAUUUAGACCAGAAAAGGGUGAAUUAAUGGACCGUGAAGAGUUUGAUUCAUCUGCAAUGAUUGAUGUAGAAACGAGGUGUGAAGCACCUGUUUUGGAAUUAAAAGACAUGGAGACGGGUAUCUCGAGUCGGAGAAGGGCUAAGUUGGAUGAUUCACUGUCAGCAUUUGUCCAAAAGGUUCAAUCUGGUUCAACUAGGAAAACAUUCAUAUCUACAACAUUUAAACCGGAUUGCAAGGACGAGACUUCAGAAGAUAAAUUGAGUCCUUUUUCUAGAACUGGGGAUCAUGAAACAUACUCCAUAGUGAGUUCUGAUUCUUCUGCUAAGCUGGCACAAGUUGUAGAAAAAACAGAUUCUGAUCUUACUAUGUCAUGUUUAAUUUCCUGUUCACGGUGCACUGGAGAGAAUUGUAAUCCUAAUCCCGAUCAAGGACAAUGCCACCAAGGGGUCGAAGGUGACCAAGAAGAGUAUCAACGUCGUCUCAAUAAUCAAGAUAGCAAAAACUAUAGUCAAUUUAGGGACAAUUUCCAGGGGCUGGAAAGAAAGGCAUCAUGUGAAAUCAAGAAUGCAUUAAAACUUUGUUCUUGUGGCGAAACAAUGGAGCGUAGCCAUUUGGCAGAAAGGGUUUCUCUUCAGGAUGGGCGAGGUGAAAAUCAUCUUAAUGAAAAUAUGUGCAGUUCUUUUCGCCCUCUAGAACAGUCAAAAGAAAACCAUGGCCUUUGUGGGGGUGUUUCCAGCGGAUAUUUUUGUGAUGUGGUGGCCCAAGAGACCACAGUUACUUUGUCUAAAAAAACUUUAGGUGUAGAUUGUGAAGGAAAAAAUAGAUUACUUGUUAUGCAUCAUGAUGAAUUGCCUACCUCUACCAACUUCUGUGAAAGUUCUUCCAAAGAAAUCUGUAGAUCUACUCAAAAUUUAAAGAUUUCUGAUCAAUCAUUAGACAGAACAACACUCUCCAAUCUUCAGAUAUCCGCAGCUUUCGAUUCAACGGAAGUGGAUAAAACUUGCUGUGACUCCGAAAAUUUAAAUACUGGAACUGAUGUGCCAAAUUCCAAAGGUGGUUCUAGGCAGAAGGAAAAUGCUCUGAUCUCUCGGAGGAUUUCAGAUUCAACUGCUGUUCAAUGUUCCAGAUCCCAAAAAUCUGUGGCAGCUACAUCCGUACCAAAUUAUCCAGAAGUUUGUCCUAUUGGAAAUUUCAGCAUGAUAUCAGAUAAUCAACUGGUCAAGGCUUCCGUAGUGAUAGAUGGUCCAAAUAAUAUACUUCCUGGUAAGGACGUUAAGGUAUCUUCUCCUGGGUCUUUGACUCCAGAAGAUAAUGACCUUGAGGAUGUAGUAUCUGCUCCUGGUAGUGAAAAAGAUUUAAAGCUUUCAGCUUUACAACGUGUAGCGCGCAAGACAAAGAAGCCCAGACAUGAUGACAUGGCUUACGAAGGAGAUAUUGAUUGGGAGAUUUUGAUUAGUGAGCGUGUAGUUGAUGGUGACCAUUCUUUUAGAUCAAGAAGGGAUUCUACAUCAACAACUUUUACUGAAGCUGAAACUGGUGGUAGAGCUGCAGUAUCUGCAGGGCUGAAGGCUCAUGCAGUUAAUCUACUUGAGAAGAUUAAAUUUAAGGAUGUGCUAAAGCGCAAAGGUGGGCUUCAAGAGUACUUGGCAUGCAGGAAUCAGAUCCUGGGCCUUUGGAGUAAAGAUGUUACACGAAUUUUGAAUCUUGUUGACUGUGGUGUCACUAAUACUCCCUCUAUGGAUGAACCACCACGUUUCCCCCUUAUUAGGGAGAUCUAUGCAUUUCUUAAUCUACGUGGUUAUAUAAAUGCGGGGAUUGCUUCUGAGAAAGUCAAAUCAGAAUCUGAUAUUAAGUAUGAAUAUGAGCUGGGAGAAAAGAAAGUUGGAGAGGUUACUGUUGCUUCAGCUGCUGAUUCUGAGGAAGGGGUUUGUGUCAUUGUUAAAAAUUCUGAUGCUUCGGACGCAGAGAACAAUGCUGCAGCUGGCUGUGAACUACUAUUGGAAGACACUGAAGGAAGAGAUCUUGUGAUUGAAAAUAAUUUUGAGUUAGCAAAACCAGUGGAACAUGAACAAGAAUUGGUACAGGACUUGGAGUACGGUACUCUUGAUCCUAUACCGGUAAAAUCUGUAGGUAUUGAUGUUCCAGGUAAAGCUGCCUCACAUUUAACUAACCAGUCAAGAAAUGGUUGGCACCAAAUCCAGUCCUCCGAUGCGUGUGCCGGAGGUGAUCAACAACAGCAGAGUAAUUCUGAAGUCAGAAAGAAAGUAAUUGUUAUUGGAGCCGGUCCUGCUGGCUUAACUGCUGCCAAGCACUUGCAUCGUCAGGGCUUUACUGUCAUUGUACUUGAAGCUAGGAAUAGGUUAGGAGGUCGUGUUUAUACAGAUCGCUCCUCUCUUUCUGUUCCUGUAGAUCUUGGUGCAAGUAUUAUUACAGGAGUAGAGGCUGAUGUCGCAACUGAAAGAAGACCCGAUCCGUCUUCAUUGAUUUGCACUCAAUUGGGUCUUCAGUUGACUGUAUUAAAUAGUGACUGUCCACUCUAUGAUAUCAUUACAUGCAAAAAAGUUCCAGUAGACAUGGAUGAAGCUUUGGAAGCAGAAUAUAAUAGUCUUCUUGAUGACAUGGUGUUGCUUGUUGCCCAAAGAGGAGAGCACGCAAUGGCCAUGUCUCUUGAGGAGGGUUUAGAAUAUGCCCUUAAGCGACGGCGCAUGGCUCGAUUGGGAAUAGAUGCUUGUUCUGAGAAGGAGCUUUUGAGUCCCUUUGAGAGGCGAGUUAUGAAUUGGCAUUUUGCUAACUUGGAGUAUGGUUGUGCUGCUAUGCUCAAGAAAGUAUCUCUUCCUAAUUGGAAUCAGGACGAUCUUUAUGGAGGUUUUGGAGGAGCUCAUUGUAUGAUUAAAGGGGGUUAUAGCACUGUUGUUGAGUCUCUUGGUGGAGGACUCAAUGUUCACCUAAAUCAUGCUGUGGCUGAUAUUUCUUACAGCACCAAUGACAUUGAGUUAAACGAGAAUCAGUGUGCAAAGGUAAAAGUUUCCACAACCAAUGGCUCUGUGUUCCUAGGAGAUGCUGUCCUUAUUACCGUGCCUCUUGGGUGCUUGAAAGAAGAAACUAUUAAGUUUUCCCCACCAUUGCCUGAAUGGAAGCGUCUGUCCAUCCAGCGCCUUGGAUUUGGAGUUCUUAACAAAAUAGUUCUUGAAUUUCCAGAAGUUUUCUGGGAUGACUCUGUGGAUUAUUUUGGGGCAACUGCAGAGGAAACAAAGUGGAGGGGGCAGUGUUUCAUGUUUUGGAAUGUAAGAAAAACAGUUGGUGCUCCUGUUCUCAUGGCAUUAGUGGUUGGUCAGGCGGCUGUGGAGAGGCAAUAUAUGAGCUCUUCUGAUAACGUAAGCCAUGCAUUAAUGGUCCUUCGAAAACUUUUUGGAGAAGCUAUGGUGCCUGAUCCAGUUGCAACUGUAGUGACUGAUUGGGGACGAGAUCCGUUUAGCUAUGGUGCUUACUCUUAUGUUGCUGUUGGAGCAUCGGGAGAGGAUUAUGACAUUUUAGCGAGGCCUGUUGGAAACUGUUUGUUUUUUGCUGGUGAAGCUACUUGCAAGGAGCAUCCUGACACCGUUGGGGGUGCAAUGAUGAGUGGGCUAAGAGAGGCUGUACGCAUGAUUGAUAUAUUGAGUUAUGGUUAUGAUUUUACAGCAGAAGUAGAGGCAAUGGAAGCUGCUCAGAGGCAGUCUGAUUGUGAGAAUGAUGAAGUUGGAGACAUAAUUACAAGACUUGAUGCUGUUAAGCUUUCUGAUGCUCUUUUCAAAAAUUCUUUGGAUGGAUCUAGGAUUGUGACCAGAGAAGCUUUACUAAAAGACUUGUUUUUUAGUGCAAAAACAACAGCAGGGAGAUUGCAUGUGGCAAAAGAGUUGCUGAAUAUCCCUGUUGAGACGUUAAAGUCUUUUGCAGGGGCUAAAGAAGGCCUUACAGUUCUCAACUCGUGGAUAUUGGACUCAAUGGGGAAGGAUGGGACUCAACUUCUUCGGCAGUGUGUUCGUAUUCUUGUGCUAGUUUCAACUGAUCUACUUGCAGUUCGUUUAUCAGGCAUAGGUAAAACUAUCAAAGAAAAGGUAUGUGUGCAUACAAGCCGUGACAUUCGUGCCAUUGCAAGUCAGUUGGUUAGCAUUUGGCUUGAAGUUUUCCGUAAAGAAAAGGCUGCUAAUGGGGGGUUAAAACUCCCAAAGUCAGUUUCUACUGUAGAAUCAUUGAAGAGGAAAUCUAAUAAAGAUUCUUCUUCUGGAAAACCUCCUUUGCACUCAAACAACUGCGCGCUGGAUAGUAGAGGCAAUUUGCCAACUUCUGCAUCAGCUGCAAUUCCCUCAACGUCUGAUGUCAAUAUGAAAAGUGAUAAUAGUAAAUUGAAAUUGGAAAUGGAAAAUUCAUCAAAAUCAGAUAUCAGUUCAUCAAGGUCAAGGGGUUCAUUUGGAAAGCAGGAUGCAGAGAUGGAAGACAACAACAUUGUGAUGACAGAAGAAGAGGAGACUGCCUUUGCUGCUGCUGAGGCAGCACGUGCUGCAGCACUUGCAGCUGCGAAGGCAUAUGCAUCUUCUGAAGCCAAGAGUGCGAUGCAGCUCCCAAAAAUCCCCUCCUUUCACAAAUUUGCCAGAAGGGAGCAUUAUGCUCAAAUGGAUGAGUACGAGUAUAAAAGGAAGUUGUCUGGCAGUGUGCUAGGAAGGCAAGAUUGUACUUCAGAAAUAGAUUCAAGGAAUUGCAGGGUCAGGAACUGGUCUGUGGAAUUUUCUGCUGCUUGUGUUAAUCUUGAAAGUUCACGAAUGUCUGCAGAUAACCUUUCGCAAAGAAGCCAUUCAAAUGAGAUUGCUAGCCAAUUAAACUUCAGGGAACACUCUGGCGAAAGUGUUCCUAUGGAUAGUAGUAUAUACACGAAAGCAUGGGUCGAUACAGCUGGUAGUGAUGGAAUGAAAGAUUAUCAUGCAAUUGAGAGAUGGCGGACUCAAGCAGCUGCAGCUCAUGUAGAUGAUGAGGAGGAUUCAAACACAAAUUGGAACAACCCCACUUGGAAUAGUGAUCAAGCAGCGAAUGAGAGCUCAAUAUCACAAGUGACGAUCAGCAAGGAGCCAAUAAGAAACCAUCAACAUGGGGCUGACAGAAUUAAGCAGGCUGUAGUUGAUUAUGUUGCAUCACUCUUGAUGCCCCUUUACAAAGCAAGGAAAAUUGACAAGGAUGGAUAUAAGUCAAUUAUGAAGAAAAGUGCAACCAAGGUCAUGGAACAAGCCACUGAUGCAGAGAAAGGCAUGACUGUUUCUGAGUUUCUUGACUUCAAACGUAGGAACAAGAUUCGUGCCUUUGUAGACAAAUUAAUAGAGAGGCAUAUGGCCACGAAGCCAGUGAUGAAAUCGUGACAGUCCCAAGGAUUUGUUGUCAUUUCUUGGUCAAUAAUGAAGUCAUUAUGGUCCCAAGGAUCAAGUGGCUUGAUUGGCGAGCUCUCGAGGACACACUUGGAUUAUUCAUUUAAGCCUGGGAAGACUCCAAGGUAUAUGUUGGCAUGAAAGACUUCAUAACUUGACGCCUGUAUUACAUUUCCAGCGUACCUUAAUUUCUGAAGCUGCAAUUAAGAAAUAUGACAUUUCUGCUUGUGUAAUCAGUUGUGGAGUUUCAUUGAUCUACCAAGAUUUUGGUUCGUGCUGUCAGAUAUGAUUAUAAUUGGUCCUGGUGCUAAAUGUGAUUAUGAUUGGUAUCGAACUUCAGCUCGAUUCUGCAUAAUUCUUUUGGCAUGGCUUAAAUUUAUGCCGCCCCUCAGGAUCACUCUAGGUGUCAUUUUCUUGCUCAAUCGGGUCACAAGCGCUCGUUAAAGAAAACAUCACAUUGUACUAUAAGGGUAUAAGAUCAAGCCCUUCAGUUGUACUAUAGGGUAUAAGAUCAACCCCUUCAGUUCUUAGCGAUGGACCUUAGGUUAUGGUUCAUUUUCUUUCUUCCUUUUCCCUCUUCACCUGUACAGCUUAGAAUUAUUUCAUUGACGACAAUCACACAGUAAUUUUCAUUUAUUUGCAAACAUUUCUCAAUCUUUGAGACUGAAUACUGUAAUUUACCUGUCUUUUAUUUCCAUACAUUGACUAAAAUAUUGUCUUGGUUGAGA
Molecule: messenger RNA, 6989 nt
Organism: Cucurbita moschata (crookneck pumpkin)
Lineage: Eukaryota; Viridiplantae; Streptophyta; Magnoliopsida; Cucurbitales; Cucurbitaceae
Product: lysine-specific histone demethylase 1 homolog 3-like
Exons: 8
Coding region: 508-6255 (1915 amino acids)
Molecular function (GO): oxidoreductase activity; protein binding
Source: RefSeq, a predicted model, not a curated record